This is a messenger RNA of Phasianus colchicus (ring-necked pheasant), 6861 nucleotides long. It is a transcript of the gene DPP4, whose product is annotated as dipeptidyl peptidase 4. Gene Ontology annotation, molecular function: serine-type endopeptidase activity; dipeptidyl-peptidase activity. The record is from RefSeq and is a predicted model, not a curated record. Gene Ontology annotation, biological process: proteolysis. Gene Ontology annotation, cellular component: plasma membrane. NCBI's taxonomy places the organism in Eukaryota, Metazoa, Chordata, Aves, Galliformes, Phasianidae.
AGAAAAAAAGAAGAAAAAAAGCACGCGAAACUGCAGCGCCGGCUGGAACAACGAGAUCUUGCACAACUGUCGCGCGGAGCUGUGCCGAUUCUUGCUUGCUGCGGGCGAUAACCGUCCCCGGGCCCCGCUGCAAAGCGACCCGCGCCGCCCCAGCCGCGUGCCCGCAGGGCGGCAGCGCCUCGAGACGGGCCGUUGGCGAGCCCCGCUUCCAGCGCUCAGAGCGACCGCUCCGCCCCGCCCGCAGCCGCACGCCGCGUUCUGCGCGCUGCUGCAGCAUGAAGACCCUCCUGAAGUGGUUACUGGGACUCGUGGCGGUCGCCGUUGUCGUCACUGUGAUCGCCGUGCCGCUGGCUCUGCUCACCGGCGAAAGUACCCCUGACUCUGAUUCACGAAGAACAUAUACCCUAGAGAAUUACUUGAACAAUGACUAUGUGUACAAAACACAUAAUUUGCAAUGGAUUUCAGGAAAUCAAUAUCUACAUGAAACACCUAAUGGGAACAUUCUACGUUUCGAUGCUGAAACUGGAUCAUCCUCAGUAGUCUUGUUAAAUACAACAAUAAGCAUACAUGAGGCAACAACAGCUAUAUUGUCCCCUGACCAGAGGUUUGCUCUUCUGCAGUACAAGUAUGAAAAGUUGUGGAGGCAUUCCUACACAGCUUCAUAUCACAUCUAUGAUUUCAAUACAAGUUCCAUCUUAGUUGAUGCACUACUACCUAAUGACACGCAAUAUAUAUCAUGGUCACCCAUCGGUCACAAACUGGCAUAUGUUUGGAAUAAUAAUAUUUAUAUAAAAGCUUCACCAACAGCAGCACCUGUGCAAAUCACUAGCAAUGGAGAAGAAAAUAAAAUUUUCAAUGGAAUACCAGAUUGGGUUUAUGAAGAGGAAAUGUUUGGCAGCCAUUCUGCUCUGUGGUGGUCUCCAAAUGGCAAUUUUGUGGCAUACGCAGCAUUUAAUGACACAGAAGUUCCUGUUAUUGAGUAUUCCUUUUAUUCUGAAGACACAUUGCAGUAUCCUAAGACCAUUAGAAUCCCUUAUCCCAAGGCAGGAGCUAAAAAUCCAACAGUGCAAUUCUUCGUUGCGGAUAUCCAAAGGCUUCCUGAUUUUAACACUACUGAAAUUUCUCCACCCGCAGAAAUAAAAUCAGGUGAUCAUUAUUUGAGCGUUGUAACAUGGGUAACAGAUGAAAGGAUCUGUCUGCAGUGGCUCAGAAGAAUUCAGAAUUUUUCAGUCCUCACCAUCUGUGACUUUGAAAGUGCAACUGGAAAUUGGACGUGUCCACAGGAAAAACAACUUACGGAAGAAAGUACAACUGGCUGGAUUGGCAGAUUUCAGCCAUCUGUCCCUUAUUUUGCCCCAGACAAUACUACCUACUACAAAGUCUUCAGCAACACAGAAGGCUACAAGCACAUCCAUUACAUAAAUGGCACAGAGGCUCCAGUACCUAUUACUGAAGGAAAGUGGGAAGUAAUCAGCAUAGCAGCUGUAACCAAAGAUUUUCUGUACUAUAUUAGUAAUCAAAAUGAUGAGAUGCCAGGUGGAAGGAAUCUUUACAAAAUGCUCUUGGAAAGCAGUUCAAAAUCUACUCAGUGUGUUAGCUGUGAUUUGAAUCGAGAAAGAUGCCAGUAUUAUUCUGCUUCCUUCAGCAAAGACGCACAAUAUUAUCAGCUAAAUUGUCUUGGUCCUGGCCUGCCCUUGGUUACUCUGCACAGAAGUAGUGAUGAUCAAGUCCUCAGGUACUUGGAAAAUAAUACCGAACUGGAAAACUCAUUGAAAGAUAUUCAAAUGCCUUUAAAAAUACUUGACUCCAUUCCUGUAGGAGGAUACAACCUCUGGUAUCAAAUGAUAUUGCCUCCCCAUUUGGAUUCAUCAAAGAAGUACCCCUUGCUCCUUGAAGUGUAUGCAGGACCCUGUAGUCAGAAAGUAGAUCAUGCCUUCCGGAUUAACUGGGCUACGUACCUUGCCAGUACAGAGCAGAUAAUUGUGGCCAGCUUUGAUGGCAGAGGAAGUGGAUACCAGGGAGAUGAGAUCAUGCAUGCAAUAAACCGAAGACUGGGAACCUAUGAAGUGGAAGAUCAGAUUUCAGCAGCCAGAACGUUUUCUGAAAUGAGCUUUGUCGAUAAGGACAGAAUAGCUAUUUGGGGCUGGUCUUAUGGGGGAUAUGUGACCUCCAUGGUGCUUGGCUCUGGAAGCGGCGUGUUCAAGUGUGGAAUAGCGGUUGCCCCUGUGUCACGUUGGCAAUAUUAUGACUCAAUAUACACGGAGCGAUAUAUGGGCCUUCCUAUAGAAAGUGAUAAUCUGAGAAACUAUAACAGUUCAACAGUAAUGGCCAGAGCUGAAAAAUUCAAGGAAGUUGAAUAUCUCCUUAUCCAUGGAACAGCAGAUGAUAAUGUUCACUUUCAGCAAGCAGCUCAGAUUUCCAAAGCUCUUGUUGAUGCUGAAGUGGAUUUUCAGGCAAUGUGGUAUACUGACAAAGACCAUGGCAUCAGCGGUCAAGCACAUAAACACAUUUAUACCCAUAUGAGCCAUUUCAUAAAGCAGUGUUUCUCACUGCCCUAACAUAGCAGUGGCAACACCUUUUUGCUUUUUAGUGAUGGUAUUUCUCCAGAAAACUCCUUAGCUAAUAUACUGAGCCAGUAUAAACUUUUAAUAUGACAUAGGGGAGUCAGCUCUUGGGAUACCUGAGUGUUAUACAAUGAAGCACUAAUCUUAAUGAUUUCUGUUGCCAAGCAACCAUUGCAUUUUUUGAUUGUUUAAUCAAGUCAUUAACAUCACCAGAAUGUAUGUAUGUAGACUGCAGACGUCCAGAAAGCACAGUACUUACUUGAACCAGGAAUUAUGCUUUGAUAUUUCAAUCUUUAAAAAAAUAAAAAGCAAACCUCCAGCUUGUCUACUGGUGUAAUGAAUACUGAAAAUAACAUCAAAGAGAAACUGACAUGGUAAUCAUGAUGCUUCCCCCCAACAAUGAUUAUUUCUAUGAAAAUGCUGAUAAAACUUUGAACAGAUUUUGCUGAAAUUACCUAAUGCUUGAUCAGUGAUUUUAGAAAUGUAUCAGUAAUUUUGCAACAUUAAUAAUUCCUACGCAGAAUAAAACAGGUUACUUCAGUCCCUUGAGUUAUUAUUUAACUGCAAACUCUUGGAUUACAGUUGCAGAAUCUUACAUGGAAAGCACGCAACCAGCUUUUACCAGAAAUUGUGAAUGAUACUUAAACUAGUGGCUUUGAAUUUGUUUCCUAUCACUGUACUGUGAUAUUUACUUCAUAAACACAAAGGCUGCAACUGUGGAAACCUGCACUGGUACUCUAGCAGAUCACAAUUGUUUCUCUAUGGGACAGAAAUCUUUUUUUUAAGAUAAAUAAAAUCCUAUUUUCCAAUAAGAUAGAUUGCAAGGAAUAUAACAAAAAAAAAAAGCUACAAUGCAGCUUAGCUGUCACUUGAAGCAAGGACUGGACUGCAGCUCUCACGUGAUCAAGGUAUUUAGCAAACCUGCUUUUUUCCCUGUAGACUACCUUUAAACUUCUGCUUUACCUUCAGCACUCCAGGUAGGCUUCUCCAGCUAAAGAUGAGAAAGUCAUUCUUUUCAUUUCACAUAAAUAGUACAAGUGGGUUGCAUUUUUUCUAAAAAAAAUGUGCUGCUUAAAUUAAUAAAUAGUCAUUAAGUUAUGAAAAGUUGUAUAAUCUGUAUCACUGAAAAUUCUGCUUAAGAAAUUUGUUCUUAUAAUGUUAUAAAAGUACAUCAAUUCCAUGAGAGACUUACAGUGAAAUUUCUGUUUUUGUUUAGUGUACUGGAUUGGAAGGUGAAUAGCUAACACUUAGUUUCUUGAUAUUCAAUGUCCAUAAGUGAUGGUACAUUUCUAUUGUGUUACAAGUGAUACUGGGUGUGAAUAAACAGGUAGACAAAGAAGGGUGGGAAGUUAGCAGGGAGUUAUUACUUGCAGUUAAAGAGCUGCAAGUGAUCCAUUAGAGAUCAGAGAAGCAGUAAAUUUUUUUUAAGUGAAACUAACAGUUAUAUAGUCUUCAUAAGUCAUUAUGAUACUGUUCUAUGUAUCCGACCUACCUUACUGAUGCUAGAGUCUCACUGGGAAAUUGUUCUGGAAUCUGAACAUGUAGUUCUAACUUUAUCUGUGAGGCAAAAGAAAGUACAAUGCUAAUUACCACUGAUUUGAAUUUUUGGUUUGGAAAGCAACUUCUAGGAUAUACUGCUAUUGGAGCACCACAUAACUUUAAAAAGAUUAUAUGCAUAUAUGCAAUUCUUUCGAUUGAAGUGUUCUAAUAGGUAUCAAAUCAGCUUCUUCUAGCCAGUAGAUCUUCCCCAGUCCCAAGAACAAUGCAGGAUGCAGGCACUUAAUAAGAUGAUAAAGCUGCCUCAGGGAACCAACAAAUAGGGUUUUAAGUUAACUUAAAAAUGCACGACUACAGGAAAACACCUAAAACUGAUGCCACACAGGUAAGCCAGCUUCUUUUGUUAAUGUAUAAAGCUAGCACUAUGAACCAACUGUUUGUGGCCAAAAAUCUGCCAUGUUACUAGAUUUAGGCACUUACUGGCCAGUUAAACCUUUCUCCUUUUUUUUUUCCCUAUGUGAAAAGGAUGAAUUUAUGUUCUUUAUUAGUACUUUACACAGUUUAUUGUUCAGAGGCAGCAGAAGCCUGAAGUGCAAGUAAGAGUUCCCUGGCUGGAAAGCUUCCACUUCACGUUCAAAACUUGGUUGAAACUCAAAGGAUUUUAAUAAGAUGGAGGUAAUACUUUAAACAUUUGGGUUUUGGCAGUAGUACUGAACUUCAAGGACUACAAAUUUUUUUCAGAAGCAGAAUUCUCAUAUGGUAAGAACAGCAGACACUCCCACAAGAGCGAGUAGCCAAGCCAGUGCUCAACUAUUAGACACUUUAAAUUCCUCAAAGCUACAGUAUUUAAAAUUGUAUGAACUUACCUGCUGAACAGCUGGAGGUUCAAACUACUGCUGCCUGCUCCAGAGUGUUUCUCCCAAAAGCAAGAAGAACCAACUCAUGAUCAAUAAAUCAGAAUCUAAUUCCCACUCUUCCUGGAACAGGUGAGUAACGUGCCAUCCCUGAUGGUGCACGUACUGUUUGUUAGAGUCAGACCAUGUACAUCACCAACAACUGCAUGCAGCUAACCAGUGCUGAUUGUAUUCCAUGUUUCAAUGAGGUUGCACUUGAAUAUGCUUCCCAAGCAUCUGCAUUGUACAGCCCAGUCCUGCUCCAUAUUCAAGUGUUAGGCAGCCAUUUAAUAUUGCAUACUUAUUCUGAGUUUUGCAGUGUGAAAGUAAGAAUUGAAAAUUAGUUAGGAUAAAUAUUUAUUUUCACAUAACAUUUCUUAAUUGUGAAAAACACAAUAGUCUAUUCACAUGUACACAUAAACUCUUGUAAUAAAUUACAUCCAAGAAUUUAAGUAAUUUUGAGCAAGAAUAUGAAAUUAGAAGUAAAUAUAGCACUACAUUUUCUUUAUAUUGUGUGUGAUUCAGAAUGUUGAGUUUAACAUCAGAAUAGCAUUUAAAUUCACACAAGAAUAGAGUGACUGUUUAAAAAAAAUAAAACACUUUGGAAUACUGAACAAAAAUACAGAAUGCCAUCGAAUACACUGAUUUCUUAAUAUUCUAAGAGUUGGUCAAGUGAAACUAAUACAUUUUGAUUGUAUAUAUUAUUUGUAACAAAGUCAGCAACAUAUUAAAACACCACCAGGCUGCUUUCAGGACAAACCAGUUUUGAACUUCUAUACUAACCUUAAAACAAUUGAAAUCUUACAAUUUAUCAUCGAGUACACAAAACAAAGCAUUUAACCUUAAUGUAUAGGCUUUUUUUUUUCCUAAAUUCAUAAACACAAGCAUUUAAUAAAAUGUAAAUCCUCCUUUGUGUCCAUUACCUGUUUUUCCCCCAUAAAAAUGGCCUUGAAGUGGGCUUUGAUAAUGCUAGGAAAAACUUAGAACAGUAACCCUAAUAUGGUUUGCAGCAAAAUGCAGUUGUUUAUGGCUGAAGUAGUAGAAAGUAAACACACACACACACACACACACACACACACACAAACGUUAGAAGGAAUACUUUAAAUGUACUGGAUAUGAAAACUUAUUCACAUGAGAACUAUGGGAAGGUUACCAUGUCUUGGAAAGCUAGGGAAUGUUAAAGCCCUGUCACUGAGUUGCUAUAAUAAUCACAACAGUGUGAAUUCUCAUUCUUAGGAUUCAAAGCAGUAGUGACAGUUAGUCUUCAUUUAAUCAUUUAAAAAUUUACCUAAAAAAAAUUUAAAAAUUACUAAAUUGCAAAUAAUCCAUAAAACUUUUGUUCCACAUUGUCUAUUAAUUCAGUACCUAAUCUCACAGUCCUUGUUUUACACAAAAGAACAGCCUGAAGGAUAAGGUAGUAAGAAAACUGGUUAUGAAAAAUGUGUUUGCAAAGGGCUUUAAAGCCACAUUUUACUCUGCAAUGCAGUUUUAAAUCUUUUUAUCAAUAUGUACUUUAUGGAAUAGUUAAAAUGGCUGUAACAAAACCAAUAGAAGCAUACCUAUUUAAGUACAUGAAAUCUCUGGAAUUAGAGUUCUACAUUUGUUAGUAGAGACAAAACAAUAGAAACAUCAACUUAAGUGGAUGCAUUUUAGGAAAGAAGAGGAAAAUCAUCAGGCAGGUAUUGCAACUGCAUGGGGUUAUAGUUUGCAUGUAUAAAAUUUUCCCUAUUGUAAAAAUAAUGAAUUCAGUAAUGAUGUAAUGCAGUUAUCUGGCCUACCACAGUGACAUUCGUACAAUACAAGAUACUGUAAUCACAGAUUGCUUUUUUACAAAUACUGUACUGAUGUUUCACAUCAAAGGAUGUGGUGGUAUUUUUCAACUAAGAUGAUGAAAUGUUUAUAAUAGA